AUGCGGGAAUCGAAAUCGCAUCGAGGACUGUGUCGGGGGUUGCUAAAAACUGAAAUCGUACUGCUACUAUGCUUCAUCCUAAAUAUCUCCUUGGCAACUACUACUGUGGCGGCGAACGGAGACGAAGGCCAGAAAGAGAUCAGAGAGUUGUUGUUACCCACUAUAGCGCAGAGACACUUGCUUACUCGGCAGCAACAGCGUUCCUUCUACUCGAACGAGGUGGUCCGUUUGCUGAACAAGCGAAAGAACACCUCGGCUGCCCUUCAGUAUAUAGAAGAAACACACGACAAAUGGAAUCAUAAGAAGGAGUCGUGCCAUCGGGCUAAUCUGACGCCCUUCGGUAUUACCCUGCACCUUAAUAGGAAUCCGGCGGGCCAUGUCAUCAACUCCAAAUACCAAAUUUUUGAUCGUGCGGAGCGAGUUGCACGACAAACAGCGGAUUUCCUGGCCCGCCUCUUCCGAGAGAAGUCCACAUCCAAGCACCACAAAAGCCAAAACGGAAAUCAUGAAGCUUCACUGUAUUCCGCACUCACGAGUGCGAACCUGGCCGAUCCCAGUGAUGGGAAAAUGAUCGUUGGAUCAGGAAUCGUAAUCGAAGACAAAGGAGUCAACGUUUACGCCUACCAACAGAAACAGACGCGCAACAUACAGUUCAACUCGAAUUUCAGUUACGACUCGAAUGAGAGCGUUAACAAAUGCUGGUGGUACCGCGAACUGCAUUCCCGCUAUUCGGACGGGUUCACCAGGGUGAAGCAUGCCCAGGGCCUGUGGAGCUCCCCCUACUACGACUGUGAAUAUAGCGGACAUUGGCUCGUAACGUACGCUGCCCCCAUCAUGGUGUCUAGCGUUAGCAAUUCUUCGACGGCAGACACCCAACCUGGAAACGCGGGCACGAGGAGAGCUGAGAACGACAGCGUGCCGGAAGAAGAAAUGUCUCGAAAAAUGAUCGGAAUAUCCACAGUGAGCCUUAACCUAAACCACCUAGAUAUGGAUCAGUGUCCCGGAGACGAUCCCUUCUUCGCCAAUACUCAUCUAUGCGACACCGCUACCAGCAAGUGCGAGUUCAUUCCCGAGCAAGGCUUCCGGAGAGGGAGCUACCGUUGUCGAUGCAUGGAAGGAUAUUACCUCCCGUCGAAUAUCGAUGCCGAUCCCGGCAUCAAUGGACGCGCGCUCGAAAUGGACUUUGUUGAAAACAUGAACCUAAGCGAACCGGAGCGAGCAAGUGUGCCACAUCUCCGAUGUCUUCCAUGCCCACCGGGCUGCAUGACCUGUGAAGACGAGGCUCCCUGUUUCGUCGAGUACAACGAGACCCUUCGAGGGAGCCUAGUCAUCGCUCAGUUGAUAUUCUGUUGCGUGGUUCUCAUCAUGAUGGCGGCUAUCUACAAAUUUAGAAAAAACUCAUGUUUUGCGUCGAGUAUGUGGAUUCUCUUGGAAGCGAUUCUCCUUGGAGCAUUCCUCAUCUACCAGGGAAUUGUGAUCCGCUAUUUCGAGCCGUCUGCAUUAAGCUGCAUCUUCGAACCCUGGUUCCGAGAAAUCGGGUUCAGUACCUUAUACGGCGCGAUCGGCCUCAAGAUCUACAGAAUUGUUGCAGAAUUUCAAACGCGGAAGGCGCACAGGGUUUGCGUGCGGAGCAAAGACCUGUUGAGGUACCUUAUAGGUUUAGUUUCAACAGUAGCGUUAUAUAUGAUGGCAUGGACAGCGAUGGUGGCAGACUCCUCAGGCGGGACGGUGGAAGACAUACUCUUCAACUCUACCAAUUCGCAAGGCCUUCGCUUCUUGAGCUGCCGACCGUUGGUUUGGGACUAUGUCACCGAGGGUGCAGAGAUCCUGUUCCUUGUUCUAUCUCUCAGAUUAGCGUUUCGAUUGCGUAACGCAUACGGGUUUCCCGAGGCCACGGCUCUCACGAGAUCGAUAGUGGUGGAAUUGAUAUUCUCGACCACAUUAUACGUGCUGAAGCAUAUUCUCGGAGACUCCGUACAACCAGACUACGCAUUCGUUGCCUAUUUCAUCAGGUGUCACUUGACUGUCACUCUGGUGCUCAUGUUAAUAUUUCUGCCAAAAUUGUGCUCCCGUUCUGCGGCGCAAGGCCGAGGUGGAAACAUCAGAGGCGGACGUGCGGCGCAAAACCAGUCCGGAACGGCUGUGUCGAACGAAUCUGGAAUCGACCCGGCUCAGAGAUUACAUCAGGCGAUUGUCGGCAAUGGCGAAUUAGACAUCGCCGAGAUAUCGCUUGCAGAUAUGGAUCUGGAGGAUAUCCGGGCUGAACUCCGCCGCGCCUACACACAGCUUGAGAUCAUGCGAAACAAGUCGAUGCGGAAGGAAAAUCCGCACAUCAGCAAGAGGAGAGGAGGGCGAAAGGCAACACACAGAAGGUUCUCUCUGCAGCCUUUCCACCACAAACACAAGCAUCAACAACACUCAGCUGGCUCGACUGGAGCCUGUGAUCACAAAAACAACCAUCCAAAUCUGCCGGAGACCACCGAGGUGUCAAAGACCCCCGAGGAGUCAACGGCUUCAAUGGAAGGAAACUUCGGCGGUGACGGUCCUUCGGUUACGUCCCUGUCGGCUGAGCACAGGGGUCAGGGACCGUCACAUCGUCAUCACCAUUGA
This is a messenger RNA of Galendromus occidentalis (western predatory mite), 2610 nucleotides long. RefSeq names its product G-protein coupled receptor 158 smog (gene smog). Gene Ontology annotation, cellular component: membrane. Gene Ontology annotation, biological process: G protein-coupled receptor signaling pathway. Gene Ontology annotation, molecular function: G protein-coupled receptor activity. Bases 1 to 2610 code for a protein of 869 amino acids. Lineage: Eukaryota; Metazoa; Arthropoda; Arachnida; Mesostigmata; Phytoseiidae. The transcript has 15 exons. The record is from RefSeq and is a predicted model, not a curated record.